AUGUCUGAAGUUGAAGAGUACAGCCAGCAAAAGCCUGCAAAGACGGGCAAGCAACAUAACAUAUUACCAAUAUGGGGUAAUGAACAAACUAUGAACCUGAACCCACUAAUAUUAGCAAAUAUACAGGGCUCUAGCUACUUCAAAGUACACCUGUUCAAGUUGAAGACAUACCAUGAGGUAGUGGAUGAGAUCUACUACCAGGUGAAGCACCUGGAGCCAUGGGAGAGAGGGAGCCGCAAGACUGCCGGCCAGACGGGCAUGUGUGGCGGCGUUCGUGGUGUGGGUGCCGGUGGCAUAGUGUCCACAGCAUUCUGUCUUCUGUACAAACUGUAUACUCUACGGCUCACUCGUAAGCAGGUCAAUGGCCUGUUGCAGCAUUCUGACUCCCCCUACAUCAGAGCACUUGGAUUCAUGUACAUUCGCUACACACAACCACCAGCAGAUCUCUUUGACUGGUAUGCAGACUACUUAGAUGACGAAGAGGAAAUAGACCCUCGUGCUGGAGGUGGAGGCUCCACAACCAUCGGUGCCUUGGUGAGACAGAUGCUCAUCAAACUGGACUGGUUCAGCACAUUAUUCCCCAGAAUACCAGUACCCAUACAGAAGCAGAUUGAACAGAAGUUAGCAGAGCACAACAGGCAGACAUCAGCCACGAAGCCAGCAGCCAACUAUCGCGGUGGAGGUGGUAACAGCAGCAAUGGUGGAAAUAGUGCGGGCAGCGGGGGCGGGACUGGUGCCUACAACCCUAGCAGGAUGGACUCCGACCGAAGAGAGCACGACGAUCGAGAUAGACGAGAUUAUGGCGAGAGCGACAGGUAUUCAAAAGACAGAAUGAGACGCGACGACCGCGACAAUCGAGACCGUGAUCGCGAACGUGAUAGAGAGCGCGAUCGCGGCGACCGCGAUAGAGAUCGUGAUCGGGAACGUGAACGAGAUCGCAGGGAUCGGGACCGUCGCGACCGCCACCGUGAUAGAUCGCGGUCACGUGACCGACAGCGUCAUCGAUCGCGGUCUAGAGAUCGCCGCUUUAGAUAA
This is a messenger RNA of Spodoptera littoralis (African cotton leafworm), 1035 nucleotides long. NCBI's taxonomy places the organism in Eukaryota, Metazoa, Arthropoda, Insecta, Lepidoptera, Noctuidae. The record is from the annotation of a GenBank genome assembly.